Arachis ipaensis is the source of this 1284-nucleotide messenger RNA. NCBI's taxonomy places the organism in Eukaryota, Viridiplantae, Streptophyta, Magnoliopsida, Fabales, Fabaceae. The record is from RefSeq and is a predicted model, not a curated record.
UGACAAAAAAAAAGUUACAUCCAAUAUUUGAAGUAUAUGUUUCAUAACGCAUAAAAUUUCCCGAAACGUCAGAAAAUCAAUUUUCCCAACACCAAACAAAUAAAUAACAAAACAGGAAAGGAAAAAAAAAUCCCAAAACGUUGCGCUGAUUCUGCAGCAGCAAUGGAGGAACUCUUCGUAGCUAUACUUUCGAUGCUUCUGGUUGUAGCACUGAUUCCACUGUACUUAUGGAAACGCCGCCAGGAUUCUCAACCACAUCCUCACGCCGAUGAACCGGUCCAGGCUCCCCGGAGAGAAGCGGUGGUGCGCCCAGCCGGAAACCGCCGAAUGCGUCGGAGACCUGCUGCAUCUGGAGCUAGCAGUUCGACAGCUCCGCCUGCAACUGCCGAAGAGUCUGGCGAUGAAAGUGAGAAUGAAGCUGCUGGUGGCGAGAAUUACGAGGCUAGAGCAGCAAAGAAAAAGGAGAUUAAAAGGCAAGAGAGGGAAGCUCGCCGACAGGCUGAAGAUGCUGCACGAGAGUCGAAGCAGGCCAAACAAGAUCGUUACUCAGAGAUGCGGAGGUUGAAGGAUGAAGAACGUGAGGCAAAGGAGCGUCAGUUGGAAGAGGAAGCCAAAGCUCAGAAGGCUAAGGAGGAGGAGGCUGCGGCAAUAGAGUUUGAGAAGUGGAAAGGUGAAUUUUCAGUUGAUGAUGAAGGUACCCUUGAAGAAGAACAGGAUGGUACUGAAGACUUGCUAUCCAAUUUUGUUGAAUAUAUACAGAAGCAGAAAUGUGUUCCCUUAGAAGAUCUUGCUGCAGAAUUUAAGUUGCGAACGCAGGAAUGUAUCAACCGCAUCACCAAUCUGGAAAGUAUGGGCCGGCUUUCGGGUGUGAUGGAUGAUAGAGGGAAAUACAUAUACAUCUCGCAGGAAGAAAUGAAAGCUGUUGCUGAUUAUGUUAAGCGGCAGGGAAGAGUUAGCAUUUCACACCUAGCUAGUAAAUCGAACCAGUUCAUUGAUUUAGAGCCAAAAACUCAAUUCACAGAGGACAUUAGUAAUUUGGACGAGAUAACUGUCAACUGAAUCUGACAUAGUUUUUGACUACUUGGUGAAGGAAAUCAUGUGAUGUACAUCAGAAAAGAAAAGUUGCAUUCAUGUUAUACUGAAUAGGAGUUAGUACAUGACUUUGAUCAGCUUUAGUAUAUAACUGAAAAUUUGAAUGUUCUUUUCUGCCAAAAUUUGUAUGGAAAGAAAGGAAAUACAUAGAUGGGAAGUUUCCACGUUUCGUUUUCAGAAAGUAUUUUUCAG